AGACGGACACAACAGAAUCAGCUCGUACAGGAAGUGGAUCGCUCCGGAUCGGCGGUGUUUUGAUAGCAAACAUGAGUGCGAGUGGAAAACUAAGACCGAGCCAGCAGAAGUCUAACGAGAACAUAACGAGUUUUUUCCCAACCUCUCAUAAGGCAAUGGGACCCCCCAGACAAUCCCUGCAGGUCCUUCAGUCCUCAGCUGUCAACAAAGAUCUUGGGCGGUCAGCUCAGGCAGGAAAGAUCAUUCCCAAAAGGAAACAGUGGAGCGCAGAACAAACCCGAGGUCCAAAGAGGGUGAAGGCAGAAGUCAAAUCCACACAAACAGAGGAAACUCAGUGUUUGCCUGAUGGCACGUCCACUGAAGCAUAUGAACUUAUGGUCAAAGAAACUCCACCCUCCGCCUACUGGAAAGAGAUCGCCGAUGAGCGACGGAAGGCCUUGUACAAUGUUCUACAGGAGAACGAGAAGUUGCACAAAGACAUCGAGACCAGAGAUGAACAGAUAACGCAACUGAAGAGUGAGAACGAAGAGCUGCAAGAGCUGGCACAACACGUCCAGUACAUGGCUGAUAUGAUCGAGAGGUUGACGGGAAAGUGCCCCGAUAAUCUGGAGGAACUGAAGGACAUUGCUCUUGACGUGGAUGAGAAUGAUGAAGACGACAGUGACGCUGCCGACGAGAGUGAGGAUGAAUAUUCAGAUAACAGCGACGAGGAAGAAGAGACGUCAGUGGAGAAGGAUUAACUGACUCACCUCGUGCUCUUGGACUUUGUCUUAAUACAGCAGCCGAUUUUGGCCAGAGUGACGUCAAUUUGAAGAUGUUUGCUUUUCAGUGUAAUUUAUGUUCAGACCGCAUUGUUCUCAAAAUGCAUCAUUUUAAAGCUAAUGUUUUACAAUUUUAGUUUUUUUUUAAACUUGUAAAAUUCGUGACCAAGAAGUGUUAAACUAAACCAGUGUAGAACUUUUUUUUUUGUUUUUAAUGGAAGACAUGACAUGUCAGUAGUAAAACACAGGCUUCAGUUAAUUUAGGUUAAUGUAAAAAUCAAUACCUCAGUCCUAACAACAAAGGGAUCGUCACUAUUGUGUAGCACACCAAAUUUCUUGAGUUCCUUCGCUCUCCUGGUGUGUGAAAGAUUUGCCCUGUUGAACGUCAGCAACCUGUAUAUUGCAAAAUCACAAUGAAACGGUAAUGCCUGUGCUUUUCUAACUGUCUACUGUGAAGAUUUAUUUAAGAACCGUCGUGCUACACUCACUGGUAGAUGUGGCUUACUUGAAGCAUGGCUUUAAGUGUUUACGCUGUAAAAAAUGUGCAAUGUUACGGCACAGCUGUGUACAUAAAGCUUGUGUAAAAUAAACACUUUUUAAAAAAAU
Messenger RNA from Limanda limanda (common dab), 1367 nucleotides. It is a transcript of the gene gmnn, whose product is annotated as geminin DNA replication inhibitor. Gene Ontology annotation, biological process: negative regulation of DNA replication; negative regulation of cell cycle. The transcript has 7 exons. Gene Ontology annotation, cellular component: nucleus. NCBI's taxonomy places the organism in Eukaryota, Metazoa, Chordata, Actinopteri, Pleuronectiformes, Pleuronectidae. Bases 72 to 740 code for a protein of 222 amino acids. The record is from RefSeq and is a predicted model, not a curated record.